AAGACCGACAACGAGGCGUUGGUUGAAAAGCCGACUGACAGGGUUUUUUUUUUUUCUUUUAAUCAAAUGCGACUUCGCAAACGGACAUUAGAUUUGCCGUUCACAGACGAAGUCGUGGUAGUGUAUAUGAAUGAGUUAUCGUUCAUUCCUUGGCAAUUGACAAUCAAAAUGGAAAAUCGAAAACGUCCUAGAGAAGAAAUGCAGGUUAUCAACUUUCGAACACCGGAAAAGCGGGUGUCGGACGUUUUUCGGGGGCAUAUUGACUACAGGGAAUGGGAUGUUGAAGAUACUUGCAGUUACCUUCGAAGAGAGGGAUUCGAUCAAUGGGUGGACGCGUUCCGAGCGGAACAGAUCACCGGAGUGGGAUUACCAUACCUUGUUGAAUCACAUCUGGAAAAGAUGGGCGUAAAACCCCUGGGCAUGAGACUAAAGAUAAUUUAUUGCUUCAAGAAGCUGUGGCAGAUCUCGACUGACAUCAUGAAGGUUUUCAAUGACCCUAUCCACGGCCAUAUUGAAAUGCACCCUUUGCUGGUGAGCAUUAUUGACACACCUCAGUUCCAGCGUCUGCGUCACAUCAAGCAGUUGGGAGCCACUUACUUUGUAUUUCCUGGAGCCUGCCACAACCGGUUUGAACACUCUGUUGGUGUGGGCCACCUGGCAGGUCAGCUGGUCCAGGCCCUGAACAAGCGACAACCUGAGCUUCUCAUUAGUCAGAGGGACAUACUGUGUGUCCAGAUUGCAGGACUAUGCCAUGACCUUGGACAUGGCCCUUUCUCCCACAUGUUUGAUGGAAUGUUCAUCCCAAAAACACGGCCUGGUUUAAAAUGGAAGCAUGAGAUUGCAUCUGUGGCGAUGUUCAAUCACCUGAUCAAGGCGAACAAUCUGGAGCCGGUGAUGAAGCAGCAUGGGCUGGUGCUGCCAGAGGACCUGCUGUUCAUCGAGGAGCAGAUAGCCGGCCCCAUGGAGUCCCCUGUCCCACUCAGCCAGGAGCAGAGACCGUGGCCAUAUCAAGGAAGACCAGAAGCAAAAUCCUUCUUGUAUGAGAUUGUGGCGAACAAAAGAAAUGGAAUUGAUGUGGACAAGUGGGAUUAUUUUGCCAGAGACUGCUACCACCUUGGCAUCAAAAAUAACUUUGACUACCAACGCUGCCUGAAGUUUGCACGUGUGUGUGAGGUGAACGGAACGAAGCGCAUCUGCACGAGAGACAAGGAAGUGGGGAACUUGUAUGACAUGUUUCACACGCGCAACUGCCUUCAUCGCCGGGCCUACCAGCACAAAGUGGGAAACAUCAUUGAAACAAUGAUAACAGAGGCUUUUGUGAAGGCUGACCAGCACAUCCAGAUUGUAGGCUCCAAAGGCCAGACUUUCACCAUCUCCACUGCCAUCGACGAUAUGGAGGCCUACACCAAACUCACCGACCACAUCUUUGAGCAGAUCCUGUACUCCUCGUCCCCAGAGCUGGAUGACGCUCGGGCUAUCCUGCAGAACAUCUAUUGUCGCAAGCUCUACAAGUGUGUGGGCCAGACCCAGCCCAAGAGGCCUGUGCUGGUUACACAGGAUGAGCUGCUUGAUAUGGCAGCCAGCGUUGCCCAAGCUAUGCCCUCCUGUGGAACAGACGUUCUGUCUGGCGGAACAACAUUUCAGGCUGAAGAUUUCAUCGUGACUAUUAUUAACAUGGACUAUGGGAUGAAAGGGAAGAACCCGAUCGAUAGCGUGCAUUUUUACUGCAAAAAUGACCCCACAAAGGCCAUCAAGAUCCGCAAAAACCAGGUGUCCCAGCUCCUGCCAGAGAAGUUUGCUGAACAACUAAUCCGGGUCUACUGCAAGAGGACUGAUCGAAAGAGCUUGGAGGCAGCCAAGAAGUACUUUGUGCAGUGGUGUAUCGAUGAAGAUUUCACCAAGCCACAGGAUGGAGAUGUGAUUGCCCCAGAACUGACCCCUCUGAAGGAGAGCUGGUGUAAUCGUGAUAAUGAUAAUGAUGAAGAUGAUGAAGAUGAUGAAGGUGGCAGUGUGACGUGGUGUUGCAGGAAUAGUGCCUCAAAUGCAAAAGCUAAACUCUUCAUCAACUAAGGGAAAGAUUGUGAAGAAAUAGUUUGUAUGAUGGAACAGCAGUCUGUAUUGUUUUUUCUAUCUUUUCUGUCCAGAUUAUUGAAUUGUUCUUGGAAACAUUAUUUUGUUUUAUUUUUAUAUAUUUUAUUGAAUUUUGGUUUUAAUAUAUAUCUGCAGACUUGUAGUGUGUAACAUGUCAAUACGAUUUCUGCCAUUUUGGAUUCAGAAUGGUAGGGUUUUUACAAACAUCUUGUGCCUCACAAUAAAUGUCUCAGGUGCUCAAUCUGUACUUGCUUUUAUCAAAGCAACAUGGAGAGAGAUAAUUUCUACUUCCAAAAGCACUCAUGUGAAAUUGUUCUUAUGGUUCUGUUACAGUUUGCUAUUCUGCCUGAUGUAGAACACUUUGAGAGGUUAUUUAGAUCUGCUUAAUAUCUCUGGAAUGACAUUGUGUGAGUUUUAUUUGAAUUUGUUCAAAGGUCAUAUCAUGUUUACACCUUAUUUCUUGAAUGUAUAUUUUAUUUUUUCUUGACUUGGUUUUAAACUGGUACUCGUAUACGUCAUACGGGCUUAUGUAAAAAAAGAAAAAAGGAUAUAUUUAGCUAUUUUUGUUAAUGGCAUUUAUCUCCCUCGCGCCUUCAUCAGAAGCUUUUGGCAUACUUGCUGGCUGGAUGUGGCAUCAGAGUCAAGGCUCCUGAAAAGGUGAAGGUUCUUUCCGAGAUGUGACUUUAAAUCAAUCGAAGUAAUCAUUUGAGCAACUGUGCUCAUUAAGUGUGUGGUCCUUGAGAGAAGAAUAACUUAAUUUGUUUGGGCUAAGGUUUGGUUUACAUUUUGUAUGUUUGCAGUGACCACAAUGUGGUGUGUUUCUUCGUCUCCUUGCUUGUUCAUUCUCAGAGUGCUCACUCUUGACCUGCUCAAUGUUGUUCAGACCUGUCCAUUCAUCACCUGCACACAGAGUUCUAAUAAAGUAGAUGAUCAGCAGCCAGCUACCAAUGAAAGACUUUGAAAUGUAUCUCUUGUGCUGAAACACACCAAAAACCAGCAGACACCGCGGCCCUCCAGGACUGGAGUUUGACACCCCUGUUGAAGAGACGAUCAUUUUUAUGUACGUUCAUCUAUAUUUGCUUUGUCUCUGUACCUGGCUGCAGCUGGAAAAUAAAAUUCCACUGAUUUCUUA
Molecule: messenger RNA, 3223 nt
Organism: Conger conger (European conger)
Lineage: Eukaryota; Metazoa; Chordata; Actinopteri; Anguilliformes; Congridae
Product: deoxynucleoside triphosphate triphosphohydrolase SAMHD1-like
Exons: 16
Coding region: 67-2070 (667 amino acids)
Biological process (GO): dGTP catabolic process; regulation of innate immune response; defense response to virus
Cellular component (GO): nucleus
Molecular function (GO): protein binding; dGTPase activity
Source: RefSeq, a predicted model, not a curated record